UCGGAAGGCGUGAUUCAUUAGCGUUUCUCCUAAAAGGAACGUGUAAUUAAGCAAUUAUGCGAAUAUGCAUUUUUAAAUUAACCGCUGUGGUACCUACCUUGCUAGUCUUUACUCGUUGCGUCUGUCGAACCAACAUGAUCCUGGAGGCUGUCGAUCAAUUUGCGCCUCAAAGUGCGUUUCAGAUGCUGAUGUCUGUUGUGGUCUGCACUUUUUUGGUGUGGUACGCACAGUACCAUUGGAACCGGAGGCGCCUGUAUAGAAUGGCUUCCAAGUUCGAUGGUCCAAUGUGUUUGCCCUUCAUUGGUAAUGGCCUAUACUUUGUGGGCUCUACGCGAGACAUCCUGCACAACGUUAUGUCGGUCGUUAGUGAUUUUAAACUACCGGUAAGGGUGUGGUUGGGUCAGAAGCUAUUCUACGGUGUCGUGGAUCCGGAACAUCUCGAAAUAAUCAUGAACAGCCCUCACGCGUUGGAAAAGGACGAGUUGUACCAGUACGCUGAACCGGUGGUCGGUACCGGACUGUUCACCGCCCCAGUAUCCAAAUGGAAACGGCACCGCAAGAUUAUAAUGCCGACAUUCAACCAGCGAAUUCUCGACGAGUUUGUGCCGGUAUUCGUCGAGAGGUCUACAAUUCUCGUGGACCAGCUGAAGAAUGAGGUCGGAAAGGGUAGCUUCAAUAUAUUUCACUAUGUCAGUCGAUGCACCUUGGAUAUUAUCUGCGAGACCGCUAUGGGCGUUACGGUGGAGGCACAAACCAAGUACUCCGACUACGUGCAGUGGGCUAACAAGGCUAUGGAGGUUAUAUUCACGAGGAUGUUUAACGUCUGGUACCAUAACGAAUUUAUUUUUAAUCUGAGCCAAAGCGCGCGAGAGUUUCAAGAUGUUAACACCAAGAUGAAGGCGUUUACCGGAACGGUCGUCAAAGAGAAGCGGGAGGCAUACCAAAGAAAAAGGAGAGAGCAAAGGAAUCUUCCGGAAGGGUACGUCGAGCCACCGACUCGCAACACCUUCCUUCAGCAGCUCAUCGAGUUGUCCGAGCAUGGGGCCCACUUUACCGAUGAGGAACUGCGGGAGGAGGUCGACACGUUCAUGGUGGCGGGAAGCGAAACGACGGCCUCAAUGAACAGUUUCAUAUUCAUCAUGCUUGGAAUGUACCCAGAUGUCCAGGAGAGAGUCUACCAGGAGGUGGUGGACGUACUGGGCCCGGACAGAGCCGUUGAGGUCGACGAUCUCGGUCGUUUCCACUACAUGGAGAGAGUGAUGAAAGAGACUAUGCGCGUAUUUCCAGUCGGACCUGUACUGGUUAGGGCAGUGACCAAAGAUAUUCAGCUCGAGAACUGCGUGAUUCCCGGCGGAAGCUCGGUGGCGAUGGUGGUCAUCAAGACGCACCGAAACGAGAAAUACUGGCCGCAGCCCUUCAGGUUCGACCCCGAUCGAUUUCUACCCGAAGAAGUCGCGAAACGUCACCCGUACGCCUGGCUGCCCUUCUCCGGAGGACCACGGAAUUGCGUCGGUCCCAGGUACGCCUUUACGGCGAUGAAGUCGCUCAUCGCGACCGUUGUGAGGAAAUACAAAUUUUCAACGGACUACAAUUGCAUUGAGGACAUCAAGUUGAAGGCCGAUUUAGUGCUGAAACCUGUCAACGGGUACAAUGUCUCGGUAAAGUUGAGAGAAUGACCCUAGACUGAAGGGGGUCAUUCCAUAUGCAGGUGGAGGAUGAUCAGCUUCCAUAGAAUAGUGGAAUGGCGUGAGGAAUAAAUAAGUUUCAGGGGCCACAGACGCCACUGAAUUUACACUACACCACGGUGUAAAUUCAGCGGCGUAGGUGACCCCUGAAACCUAUUUAACCCUCAACACUACACCACGGUGUAAAUUCAGUGGCGCAGGUGACCCCUGAAAUCUAUUUAACCCUUAACACUAUACCACGGUGUAAAUUCAGUGGCGUAGGUGAACCCUGAGAUCUAUAUUUAACCCUUAACUCCAAACCACGGUGUAAAUUCAGUGGCGUAGGUGACCCCUGAAAUCUAUUUAACCCUUAACACUAUACCACGGUGUAAAUUCAGUGGCGUAGGUGACCUCUGAGAUCUAUUUAACCAUUAACACUACACCACGGUGUACAUUCAGUGGCGUGGAUGACCCCUGAAAUCUAUUUAACCCUUAACACUAUACCACGGUGUAAAUUCAGUGGCAUGGGUGACCCCUGAAAUCUAUUUAACCUUAACACUACACCACGGUGUAAAUUCAGUGGCGUAGGUGACCUCUGAGAUCUAUUUAACCAUUAACACUACACCACGGUGUAAAUUCAGUGGCGUAAAUGACCCUUGAAAUCUUUUUAACCA
This is a messenger RNA of Photinus pyralis (common eastern firefly), 2338 nucleotides long. Its product is annotated as cytochrome P450 4C1-like. Bases 57 to 1676 code for a protein of 539 amino acids. NCBI's taxonomy places the organism in Eukaryota, Metazoa, Arthropoda, Insecta, Coleoptera, Lampyridae. Gene Ontology annotation, molecular function: monooxygenase activity; heme binding; iron ion binding. The record is from RefSeq and is a predicted model, not a curated record. The transcript has 10 exons.